Cucurbita maxima (winter squash) is the source of this 2138-nucleotide messenger RNA. Its product is annotated as probable inactive ATP-dependent zinc metalloprotease FTSHI 3, chloroplastic. Gene Ontology annotation, molecular function: metalloendopeptidase activity; ATP binding; ATP-dependent peptidase activity. The coding region runs from base 234 to 2108 and encodes 624 amino acids. The transcript is spliced from 4 exons. Gene Ontology annotation, cellular component: chloroplast thylakoid; membrane. Lineage: Eukaryota; Viridiplantae; Streptophyta; Magnoliopsida; Cucurbitales; Cucurbitaceae. Gene Ontology annotation, biological process: proteolysis. The record is from RefSeq and is a predicted model, not a curated record.
GUCGCUGGAUAUCAUUUUGCGCCUUCUGAGCCACAUACGCCAAACCCAUGUUCAUCUUCUUAAUCUAAAACCUAAAAUCUUGCAACUUCCUCCAUGCCAUGACAAUCUUAAUCAUCCAAACCCUUCAAAUUCCAGUCCCUUUCAACAUUUCUCAGAUACCCUUUUCAUCUUGCUUCCCUCUUGUUUAAUUCGCCUCCCAUUUUAGUUAGCUCAAUAACCCAGGUCGGAUUUCCAUGGCGGGUCUCUCGAUUGUUUGCAAUAAUGGCUACUCUCUGCCUACAGGAAGCUUCGGAGCUCAUAUCAACAGCAACAAGCAUCUAUGGAGGUAUAGAAACUUCUCUUGUAGCUCUGUUACUCUUCCUCCCAUGGCUUUGCCUUCUACAUACUUAAAUCUUCGAUGCCAGUUGCUCUGUAAUUGUAAAUUUAGGGUAAUAAGCAACGGGCAAUGGCGAUUUUCUUGUAACAGUAAACUUGAGCAUAUGAUGAAUGAUAAAAUGCCUCCUCUGGGUGGUAGUAGAAGGAACAACAAUUUGAGAAGAAAAAUUGGUUUAAGAUUACGCCCGAGGUUGAGAUUGUUAUCCAAAAGAUUAAGAACAGUUUCUGUUCGAUCAGCUAUGAACAAUGUAAGAACAUUUAUUAGGAAGAAUGUUAGGAAGGUGAGCCUUUCUGCUUCAGUUUGUAUUGUUUUGGGGCUGUGCUAUUUGUUUCUGAAAGUAACUGCAGUCCCACCUUCUAAGAAUGUUCCAUAUUCAGAUUUCAUUACCAGCCUUCAGAAUGGAACUGUCACCAAAGUUUUACUCGAGGAGGGGUCUCGUCGUAUCUAUUUCAAUCGAAGUUUUACGGAGUCGAUCGAAGGUUUAGAUAGUAAACCAUUAGUAGUAGAUAGUUCUAAUGGAAGUGAUGAGGGAGUGAAUGGUGACUCCAGAGCUGUGCAAGCCCCAAAGAUGAAUUUAUUGACAAAAUUCUCUAGGAGAAGCAAAGUUGCGAUUCCGGAGUGGAAAUUUUCGACGAGGAAAGUAGACCAUGAUGAGAAGUUUUUGCUUGGUUUGAUGAGAGAAAAGGGAACUACUUAUAGUUCAGCACCUCAAUCGGUUCUGAUGUCGAUGAGAACUACGUUGAUAACGAUCAUAUCUCUAUGGAUUCCUUUAAUUCCUCUCAUGUGGCUUCUUUAUCGUCAACUCUCUGCAUCGAAUACAACUGCGAGAAAGCGCCAACCUAACAGUCCCAUGGUUGGAUUCGAAGACGUGGAAGGCGUUGAUGGUGCUAAAGUCGAGCUCAUGGAGGUAGUAUCAUGUCUUCAAGGAGCUAUUAGCUACCAAAAACUAGGAGCAAAGCUUCCAAAAGGUGUCUUGUUAGUAGGUCCUCCUGGAACGGGGAAAACGCUCCUUGCACGAGCGGUGGCUGGAGAAGCAGGGGUUCCGUUUUUCAGUGUAUCAGCCAGUGAAUUUGUUGAAAUGUUUGUGGGAAGAGGGGCAGCACGUAUCAGAGACCUUUUUAGUGUAGCAAGAAAAUGUGCACCAUCAAUCGUGUUCAUCGAUGAACUCGAUGCGGUUGGAGGGAAACGGGGUAGAAGUUUCAACGACGAACGUGACCAAACAUUAAACCAGUUGUUGACCGAAAUGGAUGGAUUUGAGUCGGACACGAAAGUGAUCGUUAUAGCGGCGACUAACAGACCCGAAGCACUGGAUCCUGCCCUUUGUAGGCCAGGUAGAUUCUCAAGAAAAGUUCUCGUAGGACAGCCUGAUGAAGAAGGAAGGAGAAAAAUCUUGGCAGUACACUUACGAGACGUCCCGCUCGAGGAAAACCCGAACUUAAUCUGCAGUCUAGUUGCAUCACUCACACCUGGUUACGUGGGUGCUGAUCUUGCAAACAUCGUGAACGAAGCAGCACUUCUCGCUGCUCGUAGAGGUGGCGAAAUGAUAUCGAGGGAAGAUUUUAUGGAAGCAAUUGAAAGAUCGAAAUUUGGGAUCAACAACAAGAAACUGAGAUCUAAUACAAUAAACACUGAGCUUGAAAGAUUGUUUCCAUGGAUGACAGCUCUAAUGGGAAGAAAUGACACAAAAAUGGAUGGAUCCCAAGGGCCAUUGGGCUAUCAAACUUUGAGUUGAUUGACAAUAUUGAUAUCAUUUGCCUUGUAC